CAGCACUCUUCCUUCACAACUGCAAAUGCAGUCUCCAUGUUCUUUCUUUGCGUGCUUCGUUACGCACUUUACAUUCUUGUGCCACUCUCAUUGAUCCUUUCAAGCUAUCUUUACCUGUACCCCGUUUUUCACCUCUGCGCAUUCCCAUCCCCUAAUCAAGAUGCGAAAUCCAGCUACUUCAACACCAUUCUCCAGCACACCCCUUUCUCGUCCGAAGAUUCGAAAUCGGUAGCGCAGUUCCGACUCCUGGCUCUAGGGGAUCCGCAGCUCGAAGGCGACUCCUCGAUUGAUUUCGUCGAGUCUACCACAUUUCCUCACUUCUCGAAAUUCUUCGACGAUGCUUUUGGGUCGAAACAUGGCCCGCUGCAGAGCGUGAGGCAUGGGUUGCAUGAUCUAGUUGAUUUUUAUCUCGACGAUAUACCGAAAGCGCUGGAGGUUUACAGGAAGAGAUUGGAUCACAUUGGUAAUGAUUAUUACCUCGGGCAUAUCUACAGGACGUUGCAUUGGUGGACGAAGCCUAGCCAUGUUACUGUUCUGGGAGAUCUCGUCGGCAGCCAAUGGAUUGAUGAUGAGGAGUUCGAGAGCCGCGGUUGGAGAUUCUGGAAUCGUGUUUUCAGGGGCGGAAUCAAGGUUGCUGAAGAGCUCACCAGUCAGCCUGCCGAAAACUUCGAAGGGGCCAUGAUACUUGGAGAAGAAAAGGAGGAGUGGAAACGAAGGAUCAUAAAUGUUGCUGGGAACCACGACAUUGGCUAUGCAGGCGAUUUGGAUCAAGGACGGAUGGCGAGAUUCACAAGGAUGUUUGGGAAGGCGAACUACGAGAUGCGGUUCAAUCUGCCAGUCAAUACAACGGAAGAGGACCAUCCUGUGCCGGAACUGAGGAUCAUUGUGCUGAACGACAUGAACUUGGAUACCCCGGCAGGAGUGAAGGAGCUUCAGGACGAGACCUAUAAUUUCUUGAAUAGUAUCAUCACUACUUCUCAAGACGUUACUCGCGCCGCACACUUCACAAUCGUUCUUACGCAUAUUCCGCUAUUCAAAGAAGCUGGUGUUUGUGUAGAUGGGCCGUUCUUCGAUUUCUUCGAUGGCGAAUUUGGCAAUGGAGUAAAGGAGCAGAACCACCUAUCCAUGGACGCUUCGAAGGGGUUCCUAGAAGGCAUAUUCGGCAUGAGUGGGAAUACGGACGUUCCAGGCCAUGGAAAUGGUCGACACGGUGUGAUUCUGAAUGGUCACGAUCACGAAGGUUGCAAUGUCUACCAUUACAUCAACCAAUCCUCGGAUCCAGAACGAGUAUGGAAAUCUACAACUUAUCCGUCCGCUCUUGCAACUGGGAUCACUGAAGAGAUGUUAAUUCCUGGCUUACGAGAGGUCACUGUGCGGAGUAUGAUGGGCGAUUUUGGAGGCAAUGCUGGACUGAUGAGUUUGUGGUUCGAUGAGGAGGAGUGGGAUUGGCAUUUCGAGUUCGUGAAUUGCAAAUUAGGAACUCAGCAUAUUUGGUGGCUUGUGCAUAUUUUGGAUCUGAUCACCUUGGGUGUCGGGUUUGUAUAUGGGAUUCUGGUCGUCUUGCAGUCAUCUCCUUGGAACUUAAUUGACAAGAAGGUGGCAGAUGGAAACAGUGGGAAGCAGAAUGGUAUUUUGUACGAGAAGAAAGGGAACGGGCAUGCUGGCUUUUCAACAGACGCGCAGCCGGUCAAGUUGAAUGGUGGUGUGCACCAGACCGUUGCAGGGAAAGGGAGUUUGAGGAAGAAGAAGAGCAAAGCAACCAUGAAUGGGUUGAGCUCAAAUGGACAGAAGCUCCUUCGGGUAGUGUUCUUGCCCGAUUACAAGUAUCGGGUCCAGGAGCAUGUCAGAUGUUCGCAGAAAUCCUCCGAUCCAGGAAGUCCCGGCGUUUCAGCGACUUUCACUUUUGGAACCACUUCCAUCAAUGCCUUCAAGCGCCAGACACCAAGGGCAAAGAACGGCGACUCCAACCGAAAAGCUUGGGAGCAACAGGAUCUUGCUGUUCUGAAAAAUGUCCUGUUCAAUACCACACAGACCAUGUCUGGUUUGCCUCGAUACCCCAAAGCGCUCGUACCUCUUACGUCAGAAGAACCCGUUGUUUGUAAACACGAAAACCCUACAAUCUCGCGAGUUAGCCUUUAUGAGCUUCCUGCUGAGGUUCUCAUGAUCAUUGGCGAGCUUCUUGGCCCUGUGAGUGCUUCGUCACUGGCACUUUGCAAUCGAACGGUACUCUGGAAGCUCGGAAACCGCCAUUUCAAGCGACUUGCACGAGAUCACCCCUUGAACUAUCCAAUAUUAGAUAGUCGUCGUGCUGUGAAUAAUGCUGUAACGCGAACUAGAUCCAAUCUUGAACGUCUUCUUAAAAUGCUCGACAAAGAGUCGAAGGAUGUCAUCUACUGUUAUUAUUGCAAACGACUCCACAGACCAGAGCACACCGCUGCUUCCGUGCCAGGAUAUGGAGGAACAAGCAGAUCAUUUGUACCUUGUGCCUACGUCCACAGAUACCAAUACCCGUACGAAGCAGUCCAUCCGAUGUUUAGUUUUGCACUAGCCAGGAUGGUGAUGAAACUUCAUCGAGCCGGGCUUGAUUACUUGAAGUAUUUACAGACAAUCCCGCGGACGAGGAUAGAUUACAAAGAGACUCAUACGUACCUACGGUCUAUCGAAUUUCGAAUUGCACCUAUCGAGGGCGGACAUCUUAUUCUUCGAACUCAACAUUGGUAUCUGGUUCCUAUCUACCGAUUCAAUCUGUACCGCAUAACAAUAUGUCCGCACAAGAAGGAUUUAACUCUCCUAUUCGACCUCAGGCAAUCGGCCAAGAUAUGGCCCCAUACCGUUAGAUAUCUUGAGGUCGCCCACCCACCGACCAGGAACACGGACAUGAAGAAAUACUUGUGUCCCGCAUGUUUAAGCGAGUACCAAAUUGACAGCAAAAGAAUGUCCGAUGAGACAUUGGCUAUUUGUGUUACAGUCUGGCAGGACUUUGGCACAUGUCGUGCUCCGUUCGAUGCGCGCUGGAAACGGUUGUCUCUCGCUAAUCAAACAGCUUCAAGAAAUGCUUAUAUCACCACUGGGAUUAUGAGUCAGUAUUUUGAGUUGUGGAGGCCGUCUGAUGAGUAUCUGAGUGGUCCCAUCAGAGAGUUGUUCACUCUCGCGAGGCCAGAGAUUGGACUUGGCCAAUGCCACAGAUGAGGACUCACGGGAGAAGAGUGAAGGUUGGAAGUUGGCAUACUCAUUGCUAUCAUUCUCGGUUAUUCCUUGGACAAGUUGCACUCGGAAGUCCACGCUUGCGGGGUCUACUUUCUACAUGAUUGCUCUAUUCUACGCUCGAUGAUGCAAAACCCAUUCUAAUCGGCGCCGUUAUAUUUCAGCUCCUCUUAACUUAUUCCUCCUCGCUUGAUCUUUCGCCCAUGAAAUCGGAUCCCUCCA
Mollisia scopiformis is the source of this 3426-nucleotide messenger RNA. RefSeq lists its product as uncharacterized. The transcript is spliced from 2 exons. Bases 37 to 3189 code for a protein of 1050 amino acids. Gene Ontology annotation, biological process: GPI anchor biosynthetic process. Gene Ontology annotation, cellular component: endoplasmic reticulum. The record is from RefSeq and is a predicted model, not a curated record. Lineage: Eukaryota; Fungi; Ascomycota; Leotiomycetes; Helotiales; Mollisiaceae.